CUACACAAAGGGAUCUACUCCCUCCCUUAGCAGGAAAGGGCUACAAUGAGUGAUAUGAGCUGAAGGAGAAUGCACUCGCGGUUAUGACGCUGAUCACUACAAAACCGACCCCUCGAUCGAAAUGGAUUUGCGAUCUUAAUAAAAGAAGGAAAUCGACGUGUUUUUCUGGAUAUAUGCGAAGCACUCAUUGAUGGAAAGAUUCAAAGCAUCGUGGAAAUGAGAAGCAUCCGAGUGUGGAAACAGGCAGCGCGUUGGCUGUUUGUUUUCCCUCUGUUGUGGAAUACAAUUGGAGCUCAAAUUCGCUAUACUAUACCGGAGGAACUAAAAGAAGGGUCUGUUGUUGGAAACAUUGCAAAGGACAUUGGUCUGGACAUUUCAGACAUCGCUAAUCGUAAGUUACGGAUAGCCUCUGAUUCUAGUACGCAAUAUUUUAGUGUGGAUACAAGGAAUGGUGAGCUGAUAGUCAAUGGUAGAAUAGACCGAGAGGCGCUCUGUGGACAAAGCGCCAGUUGUCUGAUGCCGUUACAACUGGUUAUAGAAAAUCCAUUGCAGUUAUAUCGUGUGAAUAUAGAGAUACAAGAUAUAAAUGACAAUUCACCGAAUUUUCAUACAAAAGAAAAUGUUUUGAAAAUAUGGGAAUCGGUAGCUGUGGGCGCAAAAUUUCCAUUUGAAAGUGCCGAGGAUUUAGAUGUCGGUAGCAAUAGUCUCAAAUCGUAUACUUUGAGUAAUAACGCUUUCUUUCGUUUAAAUGUGAAAACACUGGAAGAUGGUAAGAAAGUACCAGAGUUAAUAAUUGAUAAACCACUUGACCGAGAGAAACAGUCUGUGCAUAAGCUCAUUUUAACAGCUUUAGACGGUGGCGAUCCUGUCAAAUCUGGAACUAUUAUGAUACAAGUAAUCGUUCAAGAUAUUAAUGACAAUGAGCCAAAAUUUGAACAAUCGCAAUAUAAAGCAUCUGUGCAGGAGAGUACGACACUUGGUUCAAGCGUCUUAACUGUAAAAGCCACUGACUUAGAUGAGGGCCUUAACGGCGAAAUACAGUAUUUUUUCGGUGCACAUACACCAGAUCACGUGAGAAAUAUUUUCAGUAUCAAUGUUGAAACCGGAGAUAUUACAGUGAUUGGAAAACUAGAUUACGAGUUGACAAAAUUAUACACGUUUGAUGUCUGCGCUAAAGACAAAGGGAGCCCAGAACAGGAGGGCCAUUCUUCAGUGAGGCUGGACAUCAUUGAUGAGAAUGACAAUAUUCCCGAAAUCAUUUUGACAUCGUUACCUAGCCCAGUGUCAGAGAAUGCAUCAGUCGGUACAGUUGUAGCUUUAAUCAACGUAAAAGACUUAGAUUCUGGUAAUAACGGAAAAGUAAAUCUUACCAUCUCCUCUCGUUUUCCUUUUAAACUAAAACCAGCAUUUGACAAUCACUACUCUUUGGUAACUGACUCACUCUUGGACCGCGAAGCUAAUGCAGAAUAUGACAUAGAAUUAGAAGCAAAAGAUUCUGGUGUACCAUCUUUAAAAUCUAGGAAAACUUUAAAUGUAAAAAUACUUGAUGUGAAUGACAACCCUCCCGUAUUCUCACAGACCUCGUACACAGUGUAUAUAAAGGAAAAUAGCCCACCAGGUGCUUCAUUGUUUUCAGUAUCUGCGUCUGAUAUUGACCAAGAUAAGAACGCAAUACUGAGUUACUCAAUUCUAGAUUUAAGCUCAAAUCACGUUCCAGCAUCAUCUUAUUUUUAUAUCAACUCUGAGAACGGAACUAUUUACAGCAUGAGCUCAUUUGAUUAUGAGAAAACAAAAUUGUUCAGUGUUCUAGUUCAAGCUAAAGAUCAUGGCUCUCCAUCUCUGAGCAGUAACGUCACUGUUCAUGUGUUUAUUCUGGACCAUAACGAUAACGCUCCUGCUGUCAUUUACCCAUCCACAUCCAUGGGGUCUGUCCCUAAUCAGAGGAUGCCCCGUUCUGCUAAAGCAGGACAUCUCGUCACUAAAGUAACAGCAGUGGACGCGGACUCGGGUCAUAACGCCUGGCUCUUCUACAGGCUCGCGGAGGCCACGGACGCGUCACUGUUCAGUGUGAAUUUACAUACGGGAGAAGUGAGGACUAAACGCGCUGUUUCAGAGCAGGAUGACCCCUCUCAGAGACUGAUGAUAGAGAUAAAGGAUAAUGGAGAACCGAUCCAGUCCACCACAGUCACAGUGGAUAUACUGAUAGAGGACGGGUUUCAUGAGCCCAUCUCAGACUAUAGAGAGAAAACUAUCGAGCCCAACAAGAAAAGCGGUAAAAUUACUUUAUACCUGAUCAUCUCUUUAGCCGCUGUGUCCUUGUUGUGUCUGAUGACGUUCUUCAUCUUACUGGUGAAAUGUGCGCGAGGCAGUAGAGGUGGCUCAAGCUGCUGUAUCAGGCGAACUGAUUCUGGAUACAAGAACCCCAACAGAAACCUGCAGAUCCAGCUCAACACUGACGGGCCAAUUAAGUAUGUGGAGGUUCUGGGAGGAGACAUGAUGUCUCAGAGUCAGUCUUUUGGUUCCUAUCUCUCUCCAAUGUCAGAAUUCAGUGAUCUAACUCUCGUUAAGCCCAGCAGCACCACAAACUUUACAGACACGCUAAACGUGCUUGAUGCGUCAUUACCAGACAGCGCAUGGACAUUCGAGAGUCAACAGGUGAGACGCAGAAUUAUUAAUUACCUCAAAUGGAGAACAGCAUUCUGUUUUUUUAUGGAUAUAAGAUCAAGAUUUGUUGAUGGGAAUAUCAAGCGCAACAGAGAAAUGAGGCACAGGAGGAUCAGAGGGUGGAAAUUGGCAGCGCUUUGGCUGUUCGCUUUCUCUCUAUUGUGGAAUACAGUUGGAGCUCAGAUUCGCUACACAAUACCUGAAGAGUUAAAGGAAGGAUCUAUCGUUGGGAAUAUCGCGAAGGAUCUUGGUUUUGACAUCUCAGAUAUCGCCGAUCGUAAGUUGCGGAUAGCAUCUGAAUCAAAUAGACAGUAUUUCAAUGUGGAUUCAGGGAAGGGUGAUCUGGUAGUAAAUGGCAGAAUAGACAGAGAAACGCUUUGUGGACAAAGCGCCAGUUGUCUGAUGCCACUGCAGGUCGUUAUUGAGAAUCCAUUACAGAUGCAUAACGUAGAGAUAGAAAUACAAGACAUUAACGACAAUGCACCAAACUUUCACAAUAAAAAUGGCGAAUUAUACAUAUCUGAACUGACUGCUCCAGGCACUCGAUUUCCCCUUGAAAUUGCCGAGGACCUCGAUGUUGGCAGCAAUAGCCUAAAGACUUAUUCUCUGAGCAAUAACAACUUCUUCCGUUUAAACUUAAAGACACUUAAAAACGGAAGACAAAUACCAGAGCUAGUGCUUGAUAAAUCAUUAGAUAGAGAGAAACAAUCUGUUCACAAGCUAAUAUUAACAGCUCUGGAUGGCGGUAAUCCGGUAAAAUCUGGUACAUCUUUACUGCAAAUAAUUGUUCAAGAUUUUAAUGAUAACGAACCGACAUUUGAAGUUUCUGCAUAUAAAGCAUCUGUUGUAGAAAGCGCCGUUGUUGGUUCAAAUGUGAUCAAAAUAAAAGCAACAGAUUUGGAUGAAGGUCCUAAUGGUGAGAUACAAUAUUCAUUCUCUGCGCACACGCCUGAACUUGUAAGAAAUGCGUUUACUGUGAACGCUGAAACCGGCGAAAUAACAGUAACUGAAAAAUUAGAUUACGAGACUACCAAAUCAUAUACAUUUGAUGUAUGUGCUAAAGACAAAGGGAAUCCAGAGCUCGAGGGACAGUCAUCGGUUCAGAUAGAUAUCAUAGAUGAGAACGACAACCCCCCAGAGAUUAUUCUGACAUCUUUACCGAGCCCUGUACCUGAAAAUGCAACGGUGGGAACUGUGGUGGCUCUGAUUACCGUCAAAGAUUUGGACUCCGGUAAUAAUGGUAAAGUCGAGCUAAUUGUCUCCCCGGAUGUUCCGUUUAAAUUAAAACCGUCCCAUAAUUAUUAUUCUUUGAUAACUGACUCAUUUCUUGACCGCGAAGUUCAUUCAGAAUAUAGUGUAGAAAUACUGGCCAUAGACUCUGGUGUCCCACCAUUAAAAACUGUGAAGACUAUAUAUAUUAAAGUUCUUGAUGUAAAUGACAACCCUCCAGUAUUCUCACAGACCUCGUAUAACGUUUACAUUAAAGAAAACAAUCUUGCAGGCACUUCAUUGUUUUAUGUGUCUGCAUCUGAUAUUGACCAGAAUAAAAACGCUCUACUCACUUACUCGAUUUUGGAUUUAAGUUCUAAUCACGUUCCAGCAUCAUCUUAUUUUUAUCUCAACUCUGAGAACGGUACUAUUUACACCAUGAGCUCAUUUGAUUAUGAGAAAAUUAAACUAAUAAGUAUCGUAGUUCAGGCUAAAGAUCAUGGCUCUCCAUCGCUGAGCAGUAACGCCACUGUUCAUGUGUUUAUUCUGGACCGGAACGAUAACGCUCCUGCUGUCAUUUACCCAUCCACAUCCAUGGGGUCUGUCCCUAAUCAGAGGAUGCCCCGUUCUGCUAAAGCAGGACAUCUCGUCACUAAGGUAACAGCAGUGGACGCGGACUCGGGUCAUAACGCUUGGCUCUUCUACAGGCUCGCGGAGGCCACGGACGCGUCACUGUUCAGUGUGAAUUUACACACGGGAGAGGUGAGGACUAAACGCGCUGUUUCAGAGCAGGAUGACCCCUCUCAGAGACUGAUGAUAGAGAUAAAGGAUAAUGGAGAACCGAUCCAGUCCACCACAGUCACAGUGGAUAUACUGAUAGAGGACGGGUUUCAUGAGCCCAUCUCAGACUAUAGAGACAAAACUAUCGAGCCCAACAAGAAAAGCGGUAAAAUUACUUUAUAUCUGAUUAUCUCUUUGGCUUCUGUGUCCUUGUUGUGUCUGAUGACGUUCUUCAUCUUACUGGUGAAAUGUGCACGAGGCAGUAGAGGCGGCUCAAGCUGCUGUAUCAGGCGAACUGAUUCUGGAUACAAGAACCCCAACAGAAACCUGCAGAUCCAGCUCAACACUGACGGGCCCAUUAAGUAUGUGGAGGUUCUGGGAGGAGACAUGAUGUCUCAGAGUCAGUCCUUUGGAUCCUAUCUCUCUCCAAUGUCAGAAUUCAGUGAUCUUACCCUCGUUAAGCCCAGCAGCACCACAAACUUUACAGACACGCUAAACGUGCUUGAUGCGUCAUUACCAGACAGCGCGUGGACGUUCGAGAGCCAACAGGUGAGACGCAGAAUUAUUAAUUACGUCAGCAUAAAUAUAUAUUUUAUGUGA
Messenger RNA from Pimephales promelas (fathead minnow), 5253 nucleotides. The record is from RefSeq and is a predicted model, not a curated record. NCBI's taxonomy places the organism in Eukaryota, Metazoa, Chordata, Actinopteri, Cypriniformes, Leuciscidae.